Molecule: messenger RNA, 4319 nt
Organism: Trichomycterus rosablanca
Lineage: Eukaryota; Metazoa; Chordata; Actinopteri; Siluriformes; Trichomycteridae
Product: ATP-binding cassette sub-family C member 5
Exons: 28
Coding region: 1-4194 (1397 amino acids)
Biological process (GO): transmembrane transport
Cellular component (GO): membrane
Molecular function (GO): ATP binding; ATP hydrolysis activity; ABC-type transporter activity
Source: RefSeq, a predicted model, not a curated record
AUGUACCCAGAUGCUUUGGAGGCUGCAGGCCGGGUAGAGGGUUUGUCUUUGUCCUGCCCAGAGUCUCCACCGGACCCAGAAGAUGAAGAGGAGUUGCGCUAUGAGACAAAAAGAAGAGGACGAUACAGACAGAGCCUGCAGUUACUGAAGCCCCUAAGAAUCACAAACAAGCACCAGCACCCUGUAGACAAUGCAGGCCUUUUCUCCUUCAUGACCCUGCAAUGGCUCACUCCACUUGCAUGGAAAACUUACAAAGCCUCAUCCCUCAGAAUCGAGGACGUGUGGGGCCUGUCCGGCCAUGAAGCUUCUGAAACCAACUGUCACAGAUUGCAGGCUCUUUGGCAUGCUGAGUUGAAGAGGAAGGGAAAAGAUGAAGCAUCCCUCGGUCUGGUAUUUUGGAGGUUUUGUCAGACGCGGAUGCUGGUGGCGCUCUUUUCUCUUCUCAUAACCAUGGUGACUGGCUUUAUCGGACCUGCUUUUCUGAUCCGGUCACUACUGGAGUAUGCACAGAGUACAGAGGUGUGGUUACUGUAUGGCCUGGCUCUGGUUGGAGGUAUUUUUCUCACCGAGUUGGUCCGCUCCUGGUCAAUGGCUCUUAUGUGGGCCGUUAACUACCGCACAGCCACCCGACUGAGGGGUGCAGCACUGACAUUCGCCUUUCAGAAAAUCCUGCGCCUGCGUAGCACCAAAGACAUAAGCACAGGGGAGUUGGUAAACAUUUGCUCCAGCGAUGGCCAGCGGCUCCAUGAAGCUGUCGUGAUGGGAUGCCUGAUGGGCGGAGGACCACUGGUGGCGCUCCUCGGGUUGUCCUACACUACCUACUUCCUGGGACCAACUGCAAUAAUCGGCUCUGCCAUAUUUUUCGUCUUCUAUCCCUCAAUGAUGCUCGCCUCUCGCCUGACAGCCCACUUCCGCAAAAAGUGUGUGGCAGUCACAGACCGGCGCAUCAGACUAAUGAACGAGAUCCUCAGCUGCAUCAAGUUCAUUAAAAUUUACUGCUGGGAAGCUGCCUUCUCUAACAACAUCCACAAGGUUCGAUCAGAGGAGAGGGAGAUAUUGGAAAAAGCUGGUUAUGUUCAGAGUCUCACCGUUGGCAUAGCGCCCAUCGUGGUUGUGAUUGCCAGUGUGUGUACGUUCACUCUGCACAUGGCUCUGGGUAAUGAUCUCAAUGCAGCACAGGCAUUUACUGUUGUGGCUGUCUUCAACUCUAUGACUUUUGCCCUGAAGGUUACACCCUUGGCUGUGCGCGCCUUAUCAGAGGGUGCAGUUGCUGUCAAGAGAUUUCAGAGGCUUUUUAUGAUGGAGGACCAACAGACUAUUCUGGACAAAAUGGAGAACCCAGAUAAUGCUGUGGAAUUUAAAGAUGCUACACUCGCAUGGAAAACAACUCAGCCCUUGCAGACUAAAAAAAGAAAUACUCAACAAGGCCGAAAGAAAGGAGGCAUGCGCAAAGUACUGCAGAGAGAGAAGCUCAGUCUGUACAUUAGUACAGAGGAUGAAAAAGCCAAAGAUGAAGAGCCCAGUGCUGGACACCUCCUCACACAGAUGGAACAGGAGAGCCCAGAGAGUACCAUCUCCUCUACCCAGAGUGUGCGGCCACCACUGAACAAAACCCUGCACCGUAUUAACCUUUCUGUCCGCCAGGGCACAUUGGUAGGGGUGUGUGGGGCUGUUGGCAGUGGAAAAAGCUCGCUACUUUCGGCUCUCCUGGGACAGAUGACCCUACUAAGCGGAACAGUCGCUGCGAAUAGUGGCUUUGCCUAUGCAGCUCAGCAGGCCUGGAUCCUCAACAGUACCCUGAGGGAGAACAUUCUAUUCGGAAAAGAAUACAUCGAGGAAAAGUAUAAUGCUGUUCUGGAGGCCUGCUGUUUAAUUCCUGAUCUUACUGAACUUCCUUACGGUGAUAUGACCGAGAUUGGCGAGAGAGGAAUGAAUCUGAGCGGGGGCCAGAGGCAGAGAAUAAGUCUGGCCAGGGCACUGUACAGCGACAGACCCAUCCUGCUGCUGGAUGACCCACUUAGUGCUGUGGAUGCUCAGGUUGGUGCCCACCUGUUCCACAAAGCUAUUCGAAUGGCAGCCGGAGAAAAGACAGUCAUCUUUGUUACACAUCAGCUUCAGUACCUCACAAAGUGUGAUGAGGUGGUGUUGAUGAAGGACGGGCAGAUAGCAGAAUACGGCACCCAUGAUCAGCUGAUGGCCCGAGGGCGUGACUAUGCCACCCUGCUCACCAGCAUACAUCAGGAGAACCUGGUAAGAAAGAACUUGAAAAAUCAGCAGGGAGGAGAGCAAAGGAGCUUGCAGCUCACCACUUCCGUCAUCAGCACUGUGAAAAGGCAGCCUGCUGGGAGCACGAGGGGAGACCAGCUCAUGCAGGCUGAAGAGAAGGGUGCCGGGGCAGUCACCUGGACCACCUACGCCACUUACAUUAAGGCUGCGGGAGGUUCGCUGGCCUUCAUCGUUAAUGUCCUCCUCUUCGUCCUCACCACUGGCAGCAUUGCCUUCAGUAACUGGUGGCUCAGCCACUGGAUCAAGCAGGGCAGUGGGAAUUUGACAGUGUUACAGGGAAAUGAGAGUGCGGUGAGCAGCAGCAUGAGACUAAACCCCCACAUUCAGUAUUACUCCACUGUCUACGCUUUGUCCAUGGGAGUGGCGCUUCUCCUCAAGACCACACGGGGCAUCAUCUUUGUUAAGUGUACAUUGCGGGCGGCCUCGGUUCUGCAUGACAAGCUGUUUAAGACCAUCCUUCUUAGUCCCAUGCGCUUCUUUGACACAACUCCCCUAGGACGCAUCCUCAAUCGCUUCUCCAAAGACAUGGACGAAGUGGAUGUGCGUCUGGCCAUGCAGGCAGAAAUUCUGAUGCAGAACCUGACGCUGGUGCUGUUCUGUCUUGGAGUGGUGAGCGCUGUUUUCCCAUGGUUCCUGUUCUCCAUCAUCCCUAUUGCUGCAUUCCUCUUCAUCAUCAAUCGUGUCUCCAGGGCUCUCAUUCGUGAGCUGAAGAGGUUAGAUAAUAUCAGCCAAUCACCUUUUACCUCUCACAUCACCAGCAGCCUGCAGGGCCUGUCUUCCAUCCAUGCCUACAACAGGGGAGAACAUUUCUUGCACAGAUAUCAAGAGCUGUUGGACACUAACCAGGCUUCCCACUACCUGUUCAGCUGUGCCGUGCGCUGGCUGGCGGUGCGUUUAGACCUCAUAAGCAUUGUCCUUAUUACCAUGACGGCGCUGCUUAUCGUUUUAAUGCACGGCCAUAUCCCUCCAGCUUAUGCCGGUCUGGCCAUUUCCUAUGCUGUGCAGCUUACAGGACUGUUUCAGUUCACGGUGCGUCUUCUGUCUGAAACAGAGGCUCGAUUUACAUCAGUGGAAAGGAUCAAUCAUUAUAUAAAGACUCUUGAGACAGAAGCACCUCAGGAGAUCAGUGACCUUUCUGCUCCUGCAGCAGAUUGGCCACAGGAGGGAAGCAUCAGCUUUCAGAAUGUGGAGCUGCGUUAUCGGCAUGAGUUACCCCUGGUGCUAAAGGACCUCACCUUCAGCAUACGUCCAGAGGAGAAGGUGGGCAUUGUUGGUCGCACAGGCUCAGGUAAAACCUCACUCGGAGUAGCACUCUUCAGACUGGUGGAAAUUAGUGGAGGAUCAGUCAUCAUUGACAACGUCAACAUUGCUCACAUAAGCUUGGAAACCCUGAGGAGCAGGCUGUCAGUCAUCCCUCAAGAGCCUGUCCUCUUCCUUGGUACUGUCAGGUCAAACCUGGACCCGUGGGGCCAGUAUACAGAUGCACAGGUCUGGGAAGCACUGGAGAAAACUCACAUCAAAGACAUGGUGAGUCAGUUACUUCACGGUUUUGACUCGGAGGUGAUGGAAAACGGAGAGAACUUCUCAGUAGGAGAGAGGCAACUACUGUGUGUGGCAAGAGCACUGCUCCGACACAGCAAGAUCUUGGUUUUAGAUGAAGCAACGGCAGCUAUCGACACAGAGACAGAUCAGCUUCUUCAAGAAACCAUUCGUUCCUCUUUCAAAGGCUGUACCACCCUGGUUAUCGCCCACCGUCUCAAUACCGUCCUCAGCUGUGACAGAGUUCUGGUUCUGGACCAGGGUCAGAUUCUAGAGUUUGAUAGUCCGUCCAACCUGCUGGCCAAUGAGAAGUCAUGUUUCCAUGCCAUGAUGGAAGCAGCAAACAGGACUAAUGGCUAUUUGGACUGAAAUGAAACUUUAUCCCACUGGACUGGAACAUCCAACACAUCACGCUAUCAGGGAUUUGGAAAGCAGGACUGAACUCUCUGCAGGAUCUACUGAGAAAAGUUAUCCAAUUUAAGCCAUAAACAUUU